AUGCUUUUAUCCAUUUGUCUUGCUACAUUCAUUUCUUUCUCUCAUUGUGCACCUGUUUACAAUUCGUCUGGUUCAGUUCAGUCGCUGGCUUGGAAUAUGCCCUAUAUCAACUACAAGCCUAGUGGAGUACUACUCGAAAGCGAUGCUGUGUACGAUUACCUUGAUUCAUUAGCUGUUUUUAUUCAGUUGGCCAAUUGUAACACUGACGAGUUCCAGCAAGUUUACAAGAAUUGUUAUUUUUUUCCUGCAAAUCUGUCCUCGUCAGAGUGUGGGUCAGUGGAACUCGUUCGAUUUCUCAGACCUAGAGCCAGAGAUAGCAUUCUUGAUAUAGAGAAAAUCCCUUUUUUGAGAACCUCUUCCCAAGCAGGAAUAUUUUUAGAUCAUAAUGCCAAAAGAAUUGUCAUAGCCAUUCGAUCCGAUGUGAAUAUGAUUGACCACCUCCCAUUUAUGGCUGAUGAUAAAGCAGUUUAUUCACCAUUGAUCUACAAUUCCAAAUUUUGGAAGUCUGUUUUUGUUAACUCUACCAUUAUUUCGGCUUUGGGAAAGCAGACUGCAGAACAGUUUUAUGAUAGCAAGAAAAAUAAGGCCAAACUCCGUACGAAAACGUCUUGGGGAAAGCCUAUUUUUAAAGUUCAUGCCGGUUUCCAGGACCUUUCUAACAGAUACUUUGAGGACUUGUUUGCAGAAGUCGUACUAUUGACCAAACAGUACAAGAAUUAUCAUUUGGUAUUGACGGGUCAUUCUGUUGGUGGAGCUGUUGCCUCUAUGUUGUCAUUGACUCUUUUGGAUAUUGGAUUCAAUAAUACGCUUGUAACCUUCAACUCUCCAAAACCUUGGUCUCAAAAGUUAGCAGACCAUUACGAUUCUAUCUCUUUUACAAAAAGACUACAUUCUAGGGUGAUAUUACGGGAACAAGAUGCUCUUGUUGAUACCGAAAGAGGUCAUUUGAGAGUUUGGAACUCACAUGACGGUUUUACAGGUUUCCCUGCCAAUACUGUAAUUGAUGGAAUCGGGAUGUUUAACGGUUAUAAGCACAGCGGGUUGUCGAUAGUUACACCACAGAGAAAGUUGGUUGUCAAUCAUGAGCAUCCAACGUUCUAUCUUGAGUCUGAAUGGCGAGUCAGUUCCAUUUUACGAAACAGCCGCGUCGAUAUUGGUAUCACUGCAUCCUUUGAACCACAUAAUUUCAUUCUGCGUGAUCUGCUCGCCUGUACUAAACUCCAUAAGUGA
Brettanomyces nanus is the source of this 1230-nucleotide messenger RNA. RefSeq lists its product as uncharacterized. The coding region runs from base 1 to 1230 and encodes 409 amino acids. Gene Ontology annotation, biological process: lipid metabolic process. Lineage: Eukaryota; Fungi; Ascomycota; Pichiomycetes; Pichiales; Pichiaceae. The transcript has a single exon. The record is from RefSeq and is a predicted model, not a curated record.